UUAGUAUCUUGAAACCCAUCUCACCGAGUGUUAGUGCCAAAACGAAAUGCGGCUCGAUUUUCGUUUCUUAUGUUUCAUAUUUUAUUUUCACGGAUCGGUGAACUGUGCUAAUAUUUUGUAUUUGGCAGGCCUCGCAUCUCCAAGUAACGGGCUAUGGCAUUUCAAACUAAUAGAAGCGCUUGCAUCUCGAGGUCACAACCUGACAGUACUCUCAGUAAACAAAUCCAAAAAACCAAUCAGGAAUACCCACGUAAUAGACAUGCAAGAAGUCUAUUCAAUGGUCUAUGAAAAUGAGGAAUAUGGGCUGGACGACCUCAUGAAAACGGAUAGCUUUAGCGAAAUCCAUUCAACUUUUGAAUGCGUGUACAGAUUCUGUGAAGCAAUUGGCAAAACUGAUGGAUUUCGAACGCUACUAAACUACCCUGACAACUUCGAGUUCGAUUUGGUCAUGGACGACUUCACCGUCGCAAGCUGCUUGGUUGGUUUCCUCCACAAGUUCAACUAUCCUCCGCUAAUUAACGUUUCGCCAUUCAAAUACAUCGUUCCGCAUGCCGAAAUGGUUGGAGGACAUUUCUACUCUUCCUAUAUUCCUCGUCCAACUAAGCCACUCAAUGUGAAUAUGACACUCAUGCAGCGAGUGGAGAAUUUUGUGGCAGUAGUCUACGAAGUCUUAUACCGAAAAUACAUUUUUCAACCUAGAUUUGAUAAACUUGUCUCAUCAUUGUACAAUACCAAAAGCCUACCCAGCGCUUUCGAUUUGUCGCAAAAGGGAGUUCUCACAUUUUUGAAUGUUCAUCCCGCAGUAGACUUCCCUGUGCCUCUACCACGAAGUGUAAUCGAAGUUGGAGGGUUGCAAAUUUCCGACCCCAAACCAAUUCCAUCGGAUUUGGAGAAUUUUAUACGAGACUCCAAAAAAGGAUCAGUUUUAAUAUCCUUCGGCACCAACGCCAAUGGUGAUCUAUUUGAUGAUAAGAAACAACAAAUGAUCAUCAAUGUUACCAAGAAAUUCCCGGAAUAUAAUUUUCUCUGGAAAUUUGAGAAGGAUCCGUCAAAUGGCAAAGUGCCAAAUUUAUUAGUUAAAACGUGGUUGCCGCAGAAUGACAUCCUUGCCCAUCCCAAAAUCAAGGCAUUCAUCUCGCAUGGAGGAGGGUUGAGUACCCAGGAGGCUACAUGGCAUGGAGUUCCUGUUGUCACUAUUCCAUUCUUCCUGGACCAGAGAACUAAUGCAUACAAUUCAAUAAUGGCUGGUGUGGCGACGCAUGUAGACAUCAAAAGGAUGACAACCGAAAAUUUAGAGGGGGCAGUUCGAGCAGUUCUAGAAAAUUCAUCCUAUGCAGAGCGAAUGAAAUUGCGAUCAUUCCGGUUUAAAAGUAGACCAAUGAAGCCCUUGGAGACUGCACUUUGGUGGAUUGAUUACGUUCUUGAGGACCCAAAUCCGACGCAUUUACGUUCGCCUGUGAUUGACUUAGGAUAUUUCAAGGCAAAUUCCUUCGACAUAAUCCUAUAUGGUCUUACAAUUGUGAUCCUUCUUUGCUGUAUCAUUCGGUAUUCUGUUGCGUUCUGUUGAGUUCCAACGAUUCUACAGGAAAAAUGAAAAUAAAUUAAAUUAA
Hermetia illucens (black soldier fly) is the source of this 1610-nucleotide messenger RNA. Its product is annotated as UDP-glucosyltransferase 2-like. Lineage: Eukaryota; Metazoa; Arthropoda; Insecta; Diptera; Stratiomyidae. The transcript has 5 exons. The record is from RefSeq and is a predicted model, not a curated record. Gene Ontology annotation, molecular function: UDP-glycosyltransferase activity. The coding region runs from base 47 to 1567 and encodes 506 amino acids.